Messenger RNA from Colletotrichum costaricense, 567 nucleotides. RefSeq lists its product as uncharacterized. The coding region runs from base 1 to 567 and encodes 188 amino acids. The record is from RefSeq and is a predicted model, not a curated record. NCBI's taxonomy places the organism in Eukaryota, Fungi, Ascomycota, Sordariomycetes, Glomerellales, Glomerellaceae. The transcript has a single exon.
AUGAAGUUCUUCGCCGCCAUCAGCCUCGUCUCGGGCCUCUUCGCUACCGCCGCCUCGGCCAUUGACCUGCACCUCGAGUUUGCGGGCGGUUGCAGCACCAGCGGCGGCGGGUACAUCUGCCGAGGCUGGAACCCCAACACUUGCUGCAGCGUCAAUGCGGGUACCUAUUUCGCCAGCGGCUCGUUCCGGGCCAUCCCGCGCAACUGGAACAUCCAGGCGCGUGGCCACGCCGGUCCUAAUUGCGGCUCCAUCCGCGAGCAGCAGGACAGCGCCGGCCGCGACUAUGUCUGCCUAGGAAAUGGGCCCUUUGGCGGGCUGGGCUACGGUUUCAAUAACAGAAAGAUGAUCCGCGGUGCGACCCUAGACGCUCGCAAUGGCGAGGAGACUGAGGGUUGCGCCCAGCCCAACGUCCUGUACCUCGCCGACGGCACCCAGUACAACUACACCGCCAUUGUCGAGACUGGCCAGGCCACCGAGGAGCUUGUUUCGCUUGUCGAGGCCGGCGCAUCGGCCGACGACAUCCCUAGCUUUGAAACCUUUAAGCUCGACGAAAAGCUCGUCCUGUAA